AUGAUAAAAUGUUUGAAGAAUAAUAUAAAUAUAUGGAAAACUGGGCGACGGAAUGUGUCAUAUGGUUAUUACAAUAUAAAUAUAAAUGAAAAGAUACAUAAAUAUUUCGACAAUAUAAAUAAGAAGAGAAAUAUAAAAUAUAUAAGUGAUUGUAAGAGUUGUAAAGAAUGUGUGGAUGAAAUAAAAAAUGGUAAUUAUAAUUUAUUAAAAGAUUUAAAUAUGAAAAUGAUUGGGUUGGAUAUAGAAGGAUAUAAAUUAGGUAAAUAUGGUAUUGUAAGUAUAAUACAGAUAUGUUAUGAAGAUAUAUAUAUUUUUGAUAUAUAUAAAUGUGAUAACGUAUAUGUAUUUAUAAAUUAUAUAAAAGAUAUAUUAGAAUGUGAUGAUAUAAUAAAAGUAACACAUGAUUGUAGAGAAGAUUGUUCCAUAUUAUAUAAUCAAUAUAAUAUACAUUUAAAAAAUAUAUUAGAUACACAAGUAGCAUAUAAUUUAUUAUUAAAAAAUAAUAAUAAUUAUACAAAUACUUAUCAAAUUAGUUAUGAUGAUUUGUUAAAAAAAUAUUUAUUUAUAAAUAAUAAUCAUAAAAUAUAUUUUCAUAAAAUGAUCACACUAGAUAAUUAUAUUUAUUUAAAGAGACCUAUUAUGAAAGAAUUAAUUUCAUAUGCUAUCCAAGAUGUAAUAUAUUUAAAACCUUUAAUCUUAUGUAUUAUAGAUAAAUUCCUUAUAAAACAAAAGAAAAAAGAGGAACAGGAAAAAAAUGAAUAUGUGAAUGACAAACAAAAUAAUAAAAUAAAACAGAAAAAAUUCGAUAAAACAUGUAAUACAUUACAAAGUAAAUGUAAUAUCUCUUUAUUUAAUAAUCAAGACCUCUAUCAUACUAAAGAAAUAAUUCAAGACAUUAUAUUACACAGUAAAAAAUACGUGAACUAUCAAUUUUUAAAUUCUCAUAUAAAAGACGAAAAAGAAUUACAAAAAGGUAUGAUCUUAGAAGGCAUGGUUGUAUCAUGUAAUAAUACAAAAAUGUAUCUUAAAUUAAAUAUGAGAAAGAGGGGGGUCAUUUUAAAUUAUGUACAAAAUAAAUAUGAAAUAGGAGAUAUAGUAAAGGCUGUUAUUGUAAACUUUACUAGUAACGAUUAUAUUAAUUUAGGACUUUAUGAUGAGAAUAUUUUGACUUUUGAUGCGGAAAAAUAUAUCCCUCGUGAGGAGGUUUUACAAAAUAUACAAAAGUUUCUCCCAAAUGAAGAAAAAAUAU
Plasmodium reichenowi is the source of this 1249-nucleotide messenger RNA. Its product is annotated as 3'-5' exonuclease, putative. The transcript has a single exon. The record is from RefSeq and is a predicted model, not a curated record. Gene Ontology annotation, biological process: nucleobase-containing compound metabolic process. NCBI's taxonomy places the organism in Eukaryota, Apicomplexa, Aconoidasida, Haemosporida, Plasmodiidae. Gene Ontology annotation, molecular function: 3'-5' exonuclease activity; nucleic acid binding. The annotation marks the transcript as partial.